This is a messenger RNA of Giardia duodenalis, 630 nucleotides long. Its product is annotated as CDP-diacylglycerol-inositol 3-phosphatidyltransferase. Bases 1 to 630 code for a protein of 209 amino acids. Gene Ontology annotation, molecular function: CDP-diacylglycerol-inositol 3-phosphatidyltransferase activity. Gene Ontology annotation, cellular component: Golgi apparatus; membrane. Gene Ontology annotation, biological process: phosphatidylinositol biosynthetic process. The transcript has a single exon. The record is from RefSeq and is a predicted model, not a curated record. Lineage: Eukaryota; Fornicata; Diplomonadida; Hexamitidae.
AUGUCUAGCUGCAAGUCUAGCCGAUGUGGCACGCUGUUCUACCUUCCUAAUAUCGUAGAUUACAGUAGAAUUGUUGUGCUGAUUGUGGCAGUCGCCGUCUUUCAGUCUCGUCCACUUAUGGCAGUUUUCUGCUUUGUGUAUGUUUGUAUGGCAGAUUGCUUCGACGGCUGGUUGGCACGAAGCUUGAGUCAAGAGUCGGUCCUCGGAGCAACCUUAGACAUGGUCAUCGACCGAUGCUUCGAUGCGUUAUUAUGCAUGAUUUUAGGAAUAAUUUAUCCAAAGUAUGCGAUCGGAUUUAUGUUUCUGACGUUCUUAGAUAUAAGCAGCCAUUGGAUGAGACACGCCUACUACUCGCGGAAGCAGAACUCCCACAAAAAUGUGGACGAAGAUACAUCCCUGCUCUUAGGUUUGUACUAUAAAUCUAGACCGUUUCUUUGCUCUCUUUGUGUUGCUUAUGAAGCCAUGCUCAUUUCCCUGUAUGUCUAUCGAAUGGUGGAUUGGCUUCCCAUUACCCGCUUAGCCCUCCUAAUAGCCUGCUUUUCAUCUCCUCUUACGAUCCUUAAAAUAUACAUCAAUGGGGUUCAAGCUGUCGACGCUAUACUACGCCUUUCGAAGGAGCCAUGCUGUUAA